GGAAUCUAUAACGAAUCGUAAACACCGGAAAUAAAAAUGCUUCUUCUCUAAGGCUCAGAACCCUAACGUCACUUCCGGCAACAAUAGGAAACGUCAAAAGUCGGACAGUCGGCAGCUCUGGCUGCUGCAGCUUGACGUGCGCUCAGUUCAGAGGGAUCCUGUGCUGCUUCUGGUAUUCUCACUGCUGAUACCUCCACCGGCGUGAACAAGUAAAAGUUUGAACCGGCUUCUCCAUGGCCUGGGCACCAGUUCCUGGCUGAGCCAUUUUCUUUUUGACUAAAAGCCCCCGCCCAGAGGCCGAUUCGUCGCGGCGGCGGUGGGGAUCGCAGGUCGCUCAGGCUUGCAGAUGGGUCAGGGGCUGUGGAGAGUGGCCAGAAACCAGCAGCUACAGCAAGAAGGUUAUAGUGAGCAAGGCUACCUCAGCAGAGAGCAGAGCAGGAGGAUGGCUGCCAACAACAUUUCUAACACCAGUCAGCGUAAACAAGUCCAAGGAGGCAUUGAUCUAUAUCAUCUUUUGAAGGCACGGAAAUCUAAAGAACAAGAAGGAUUCAUUAAUUUGGAAAUGUUGCCCCCUGAGCUAAGCUUUACCAUCUUGUCCUACCUGAAUGCAACUGACCUCUGCUUAGCUUCAUGUGUUUGGCAGGACCUUGCAAAUGAUGAACUUCUCUGGCAAGGGUUAUGUAAAUCCACUUGGGGUCACUGUUCCAUAUAUAAUAAGAACCCACCUCUAGGAUUUUCUUUCAGAAAAUUGUAUAUGCAGCUGGAUGAAGGCAGCCUCACCUUUAAUGCUAACCCAGAGGAGGGAGUGAACUACUUUAUGUCCAAGGGUAUCCUAGAUGAUUCACCAAAGGAAAUAGCAAAGUUUAUCUUCUGUACAAGAACACUAAAUUGGAAAAAACUGAGAAUCUAUCUUGAUGAAAGGAGAGAUGUCUUGGAUGACCUUGUAACGUUGCAUAAUUUUAGAAAUCAGUUUUUGCCCAAUGCACUGAGAGAAUUUUUCCGUCAUAUCCAUGCCCCUGAAGAGCGUGGGGAGUAUCUUGAAACUCUCAUAACAAAGUUCUCACAUAGAUUCUGUGCUUGUAACCCCGAUUUAAUGCGAGAACUUGGCCUUAGUCCUGAUGCUGUCUAUGUACUGUGCUACUCUUUGAUUCUACUUUCCAUUGACCUUAGUAGCCCUCAUGUGAAGAAUAAAAUGUCAAAAAGAGAAUUUAUUCGAAAUACCCGUCGUGCUGCUCAAAACAUUAGUGAAGAUUUUGUAGGGCACCUUUAUGACAACAUCUACCUUAUUGGCCAUGUGGCUGCAUAAAAGCACAAUUGCUAGGACUUCAACUAUUAACUUCAAACUAAAGUUACCCAAGGACUUAUUUAGCAGAUAUGGGGCUUACAUUAGUGCUGGUCAUUCUAGCCUCUGUAUACAAUCAAGCUCGAGUGUAUACGUUUUUUUUCUUUCACUGUUUUCUUUUUUAGUAAUUUCCUUGGGGAACUAAAUAAUUUUGCAGAAUUUUUCUUAAUUUUGCUUAUCAUGUUUUGCACAAAGCAGAGCCAUUGUCUGACACAGCUGUGUAAGAAUGUUAAACUGACAUUAUACUCUAAAAGAUGGUAUAUUUGUGCAUUAGAUUUGCUUGAAAACUACUCAUUUUCAUUCUUUUUUAAAAUACCAUGUAAUGUGUACAUAUUUAACUAAAGAGAUUUAUAAUCAUAAUUAUUUUAUUGUAAAGAUUUUAACUAAAGCCUUUCCUUUUUCUCUCAAA
Molecule: messenger RNA, 1751 nt
Organism: Callorhinus ursinus (northern fur seal)
Lineage: Eukaryota; Metazoa; Chordata; Mammalia; Carnivora; Otariidae
Gene: FBXO8
Product: F-box protein 8
Biological process (GO): regulation of ARF protein signal transduction
Molecular function (GO): guanyl-nucleotide exchange factor activity; protein binding
Source: RefSeq, a predicted model, not a curated record